UCGGCUUCAAUUGUGGAUGUUGUCUCGUUUGGCUUUCAGUUUCGCUGUGAGCUUCGUGGCUGUCGGUUGUGUUUCUGGUUGUGCGAUAGACUUAAAGCUUUCAAUAUGAACGCCGCCUGCAUUGCUGUGGGCGUACUCUUGUGCGCGGGCGUGGCUGUGGCUAAAGAUAAUCUACGUGUGGCCUACGAGUGGCGGGAAAUGGAUUUCCAAUACGAUUCCCCCGAUCAGAGGUGGUCGGCUAUAGAGCGCGGGGCCUUCAAGCCGGCUAAUGUAAUCCCCUUCGGAUUGGAGGUCUAUCGCCAGCGAUUGUUCGUAACGCUGCCCAGAUGGCGAAACGGUGUGCCCGCCUCAUUGGCCUACCUUGAUCUUAAUGAUACCUCUAGUAAAAUGCCUGCUCUGCGACCUUUUCCCAGCUGGGUGUCUCAUAGCUUGAGCGAUGCGGAUCCGGAGCUCGUCUCACCUUUUAGAGUCAAGGCGGAUCGUUGUGGGCGCCUUUGGGUGUUGGACUCUCGCAUCGCGGGCGUGCUGGAGCAGACGAAGCUGUAUGGUCCGGCGCAACUGUUGAUCUACGAUCUGCAUAACGAUGAUCUGCUGCGUCGUCACAUCCUGCCCAUGAGUCAGACGAAGCAGAAUUCCUUCUUUGCCAAUUUGGCUAUCGAGGAUGCGGACUGUGAUAAUACCUAUGCGUAUGCUGCUGACCUGGGCAGUCCUGGUCUGGUGGUCUAUUCGUGGCGGGACCAGGAAUCGUGGCGAGUGCAGCACCAUUUCUUCCAUCCCGAUCCGCUGGCGGGCAACUUUAGCAUCAAUGACAUCGAGUUUCAAUGGGACGAUGGACUUUAUGGACUAGCUCUGUCCAAGCCCCAGAGUGAUGGUUACUCCACUCUGUACUUCCAUCCACUUAGCUCCACCAUGGAGUUCUCGGUGAAGACCUCUGUGCUAAGGAACAAAACGUUGGCCACCUCUGGUGCUAUUUACAGGGACUUCAAGAUCCUGGGCAAUCGUGGCGUAGACGCGCAGGCAGGAGCUCAGUUCCUGGAUGCAGAGACCGGUGUUCUGUUCUACACGCUGCCCAAUCAGAACUCUCUGGGCUGCUGGCAAACCUCGAAGGGCUACAACGUACAGGACCGUGUCUAUAGCAACAACAAUAGUUUUGUCUUUCCCAGUGAUGUCAAGGUCGAUGAUGAGCGACGCCUCUGGGUGCUGGUCAAUCAAAUGCAGAACUUUAUCUACGAUGAGCUCUAUCCAGGCAGCAUCAAUUUCCGCAUUUACAUGGCGAAUGUAAACGAUGCUCUGGAGCAUACAGCCUGCGAGGCGACCAAAUCCCUGCCAGAUCUCGUUGGCAAGCUGGGCGAGGUGCUGAGGACGAAUAUCAAGCUAAAGACAGCAACGGAUGAGGGCUCAAAAUCCGCUGCAGCUGCUCUGACACUGAGUCUAGGCGCCCUGCUGUUAACCCUCUCCUCGCUGCUCUAAUGUGGAAAGGAUUUUGUAUAUACACCACAGAAAAUAAUUCCAUUUAAAUGUAGCCCCCUAGUUUGUAGUUUUUGUGCAUAAA
Messenger RNA from Drosophila arizonae, 1552 nucleotides. RefSeq names its product L-dopachrome tautomerase yellow-b (gene yellow-b). Gene Ontology annotation, cellular component: extracellular region. The record is from RefSeq and is a predicted model, not a curated record. Lineage: Eukaryota; Metazoa; Arthropoda; Insecta; Diptera; Drosophilidae.